AUGUCGUUGGAUGAUGACGUUCCUAUUGUGCUACCCGAAGAUGAUGACUUUAGUGCUGUGGAACGAAAUAGUCGAAGCUUGUUGGGUAGAUUCCUCAACCCUCCGUGUCAGAAUAUGGCGAGAAUGCUUCGCCAGAUGCCGAAGAUAUGGAAGGUCUACGACCGGGUCCGUGGUAUUGCCUUGACGAAGGAGAACUUUCAGUUCAUCUUUGAACUGGAAUCAGAUCUACUAACGGUGCUGAAACAAGGCUUUUGGACUUUCGAUGAUUGGGGGAUGGCGCUCGAUCGUUGGGUGGAAUGCCCUCCUAGCAACUUCCUGCAAACUGCGCCAGUAUGGAUAAGGAUAUCUAAUAUUCCAGUCAACUAUUUCACAAUCAAAACCAUUGAUGCGGUAGCUGGGGCCAUUGGUUAUGUGAAAGAGAUUGAAUGGGAUCCGGAGAAACCAUUAUUACAAAACUAUGUCAGAGUCCAAAUUAUUAUGGAUCUCAGCCUCCCUGUGCGUGAGAAGAAGAGCCUAACACUACCGAAAGGAGGUGGCACUGCUAUGAUAGAUGUUGAGUACGAGAGGAUUAGGAAAAAGUGCUUUCAUUGUUUCAGACUAUCACAUGAGAAGCAAGCUUGCCCUUUUUUAAAAGGCACACGAUCGGUGAAAGGCAAAGAUAUCGAGAAGCAACAGGGAGUUAACCUUCAACGUCUGUCUCAACGACAACAUAACUAUACGUUGUCUAAGGAUAUCAUGCCUCUGCUUGCUCCGUCAAUCCCCCCGGGUUUUGAACCACCAACUGGCUUGAUAGCUCCGGAAGUGUUUGAACAGAUGCAGUUAUACAUGAACUGCACUGACCCUGAAGAGAGGAGAAUAAGGGAAUUCAGAAUGAAGAAAGCACUUGAUGAGUUAUCAAGAGACUCCAUAGCUCAAAGAGCAGGGUUGAGGAUGGAAGAUGCUCCAACGAUUUCCAAAAGUAUGAACAAGGACAAGGGACUGGUGUUUGAUUUCAGCAAAGUUCAGGAUCAGCCCAUUCAUGAUGUUGCAGAAUCUUCUAGUCAUACUGAGGGACAUAGAAAACGCCUUAAUACUGGAAACGCCUUAACGGUAGUUUCGAAACAGAGACAUGAAGUGCAUACAGAGCCAAGAUUUGUUGGUGAUCGUGUUCAAAUCAGCGAUCAACCGCAUGGAACACAACAAGAUGAAGGAGAAACUUUCGGUCUAACCUCAGUUCCAGCCUUUGGAGGGUUUGAAAUUGGUAGUGGUGGAGUUGAUGCGGCUGUGAAGAGAAGCUGA
Raphanus sativus (radish) is the source of this 1278-nucleotide messenger RNA. RefSeq lists its product as uncharacterized. NCBI's taxonomy places the organism in Eukaryota, Viridiplantae, Streptophyta, Magnoliopsida, Brassicales, Brassicaceae. The transcript is spliced from 2 exons. The record is from RefSeq and is a predicted model, not a curated record. The coding region runs from base 1 to 1278 and encodes 425 amino acids.